Messenger RNA from Zea mays, 983 nucleotides. RefSeq lists its product as uncharacterized. NCBI's taxonomy places the organism in Eukaryota, Viridiplantae, Streptophyta, Magnoliopsida, Poales, Poaceae. Gene Ontology annotation, molecular function: S100 protein binding; ubiquitin protein ligase binding; tubulin binding. The record is from RefSeq and is marked predicted.
AGAACCUUCUAUCUCCUUCCAUUUGUGCAUAUACAAACCCUCUUCAAAAGCCGGCAGAAUCAUACACCCGCCUCCACCGCGCCUGCCCACGAUAACCCAGAGGCCUCGAGAAGGGCUGGAAGCACCGAGAGCGCUCCAGAGAUGUCGUCGGAUGAGUUGCGAUUGGAGCUGGACGAGCUGCGGCGGCUGGAGGGCCUCGCCAAGCGCCCCCGCGUCCAGACCCUCCUCGCCAACGAGAUCCGCAACAUUGAAGCUAAGAUGGCGAAGGCAACUGAACCGUCACCGGAGCCACUAGCGGCGGCUUCCGCGCCCACGGCGGCGGCGCGUUCUGAUUUGAGCUACGCCACGUUGGGCUCGUUCAGCUGGGAACAGGACAACGAGAAGAUCAGGAUAUAUAUUCCCCUUGAGGGAGUCGAACAAGGGAAGGUGGAGGCUACUUUCAAGCCAACAUCAGUAGAUGUAAAGUUUCAUGAUGUCAAAGGCAAGAAUUAUCGGUGUGCCAUACCAAAGCUGAACAAGGAAACUGUUCCUGAUAAAUGUAAGGUUGUGGUGAAGCCAACAAAGGUUAUUGUUACCCUUUUCAAGGCUUCUAAAGGCAACUGGUUAGACUUGCACUUCAAGGAAGACAAGUUCAAGCCAAGCAUGGACAAGGAAAAGGAUCCGAUGUCAGGAAUUAUGGACUUAAUGAAGAACAUGUAUGAGGACGGCGACGAGGAUAUGAAACGCACAAUAGCCAAAGCUUGGUCUGAUGCCAGGUCUGGGAAGACGACCGAUUCGUUGAGCGGAUUACGUUGAGCUGGCAUAUCGGCCUACGGACUUAUGUUACUGAUGGUUCAAACGGUCUUUACAGUGUCUUGUUGGUGUUAGACUGUUAAUGCUUGUUUAUCUUACAUUUGUAGUGAAGCUGGACGUGCGAGGAAUAUUGAAUUCUCUUCUUGAAACCAAAGAAAUAAAAACCAUAAGUCUAAGACGUUUUAUGGUAU